AUGACCGAGGAGAUAUCGCUUUCAGUAGAGGACACAAACAAACUCCGACUCCAGCUUGGAUUGAAGCCCAUAUCGCUUCAGCAGGAAGAUUCUUCUCCAAUUUACGAGUUAUCCAUCGAAGAGACCAAUAAACUACGACUUCUGUUGGGCUUGAAGCCUUUGGAUUCUGAAAUAAGCAAGGGGCUGGAGCAAGCUGUUGAAGUCCAGAAUUUCAACAAUCAUCAAGAACAAAAAAGACGACAGCACAAUGAUGAAAAACUAAAGAAUAGAAUUUCAGACAAAAGACAGGAGAACAGAAACAACAAGAGGUUAAUUCAAGUUAGUGAACAACUGCGCAACGAAGAACCAGUGGACACAGACAAUUGGUUAGCCAAUUUAGGCAAGCCCAAGACUAAGAAAGCAAAAACUUCUGUGGCCAAGACAACUCAGCAAGACUCAUCACAAGUGAAAAUAGCACAUUCUGAAAAGGAGUUGAAGAACUUACAUAACAACGAUAUCCUCACUUUGGAAGACGCCGAUAUUCUCGAUGAAAACGAUGACGAGGUCGAUGUCUUAACUAACCAAAAACUUGUAGACAGUUCCAAGUUGAAGAAAGACUUGAAACAGCAAGCUGAAGAAGAGAAUAUAAAAUUUAAUGGACGGCACUACCAGGGAAGAUAUGAUGAGGAUGACAGUGAGGACGAAAAAGAAGUCCAAGGUGUGAUGAUUACUACAGGCAGUGUAAUUAAGCUUGAUAACAUUUCGAAAAAGGAAUCUGUAAAGAAAGAUAACAGAGUCACGAUUAGUAAUCUUUUUGACGAGUCGGAAGAUGAAGGGAUCUUUGAGUCGAACGACUUUUCAAAGCCCAAGAAGCCUGUUAAAAUGAAGAAAAUGAAAAAGAGUAAACUACUGACUAGUAGCAACUCCAGAGUUAGAGAUGACGAUAUCCCUACAGUUAAAGCUGUGGAGUUGGAAACUUUUGCAGAAGAUCUUGUAGAUGAAGAAGACGAUUUGCAGAGUAAAUUGACUACACGUCGGCGUUUGAAACAGAAAACGGAACGCUCCAGUUUAACCCCGGAUCAAAUUGCGAGUGAAAUAGCUAGAAACAAGAGAUGGGAUUUGGAAGCAGUAGCAGAAGAAAAUAUCGCUGGAGCUGCAUUGGGAGGGGAAGCGAUCGUAUUCAAUGAUACGACUGAAUUCUUGAGUUCAAUUGAUGUAAAUGGAGUCAAUUUGAAACCAGACCCCGAGAGCCAGGCAGAACCCGAAAUUCUGUCAGAGCCCCCGAAAAUGGAAGAGAAGGGAUUUGCUAUUAAAAAAGAAAAUGUCAGUUACUCAGCAACUAGCGUCACUGUUAAGAAAGAAGACGAUGACAACGAGAUUGCGGAAGUUGCGGAGUCGGAUUCUGGCCCUAAGUUUAACGGUGGUUUAGCUGAGACUCUCAAUUUUUUGCAAUCACGAAAUAUUUUGCACAAGUCCAGUGCUGGAGAGCAUGAUCAGGAAAGGAAGCGUAGAGAGGCCGCUCGAGAGUCAGAAUUGCUCAAGAUUAAGAUCUCGAUCGAAGAGCGUCUACUCAAGGAGGAGCUCGAGAGCAGCAGAGAGUAUAUGAAUCUUCCCAAGACAGAGCGAAGUGAAAUCUUUGAUAGAGCACUUGACCAACGUUUGAAGGAGAAGAACAUAGUACAGGAUGUACCAGCUACUAGAGGCGGUGCUAGAGGAAGAAAGUACAGAGGCCAUAUUGGCAAGGAUGAGGGCAAGUUGGCUGGGUACAAUCCAAAGGUAAAGCUUUCGUACAGGGACAAUAACGGAGACGAACUCAACACAAAGGAAGCGUUUAAGUACUUGUCGCAUCAAUUCCAUGGUGUUGGUCCAAGUAUAGGCAAAGAAGAGAAACGGAAGAAGAAGCAUUUGGAGGAGAAAGAACAUACUACAGAAGCUCGGAUAGUGUAG
Scheffersomyces stipitis CBS 6054 is the source of this 1926-nucleotide messenger RNA. RefSeq names its product U4/U6-U5 snRNP complex subunit. The record is from RefSeq and is a predicted model, not a curated record. Gene Ontology annotation, biological process: mRNA cis splicing, via spliceosome; maturation of 5S rRNA. Gene Ontology annotation, cellular component: U4/U6 x U5 tri-snRNP complex. The transcript is spliced from 2 exons. The coding region runs from base 1 to 1926 and encodes 641 amino acids. NCBI's taxonomy places the organism in Eukaryota, Fungi, Ascomycota, Pichiomycetes, Serinales, Debaryomycetaceae.